UUUCCUCCACUCAGUGUUGCAUUUAUCUGAUUUAUUUAGUAUGUUUACUGUGCGUAUUUCCUCAGUAUCUUUUGGCGUGGAUAGGAAAGGAUUCUCUGGGUUCCACGGUCCCUGUAGGGAUCUCUGAAGGGAACUGUUGAAUUCAUCGGACAAGAGAGAGAGAAGGAAAUCUGUGCCUGCAGGGAGAAGAUUCACAGCCGGGGCAGGGAAGACUUCAGCCUAAGCUUCUUCACUGUGGUGGAAACGAGAAAUGGAUGAUUUAACUGAUAACUGUAAGACACCAAAUAAUACGUCCACAUAUGAAGUCCUCUCCUGGGUGAUGGCUGGAGAAUUCACUCUGGGACUACCUCUUAAUCUCUCAGUGCUCUACGUUCUCAUAUUCAGGUUCAAAUUCUGGAAGAACAACUGCGUGUUCCUCUUCAACAUUGUGCUCGCUGAUUUUUUGCUGGUGACCUUUCUUCCACUCAAGAUUUACCAUUAUCAGAACAACAUGAGGGGCAGUGAGGAACCCAGAGUUUGUGGCGCUCUGCUCUUUUUUCGGUUCCUGAAUCGAGGGGCCAGCAUUGCCUUCUUAACUUUGAUGUGUCUGGACCGCUACUUCAGCGUGGUCCAUCUUGGGAGGAAAAAUUGUUUUAAGGCAUUUAAGAAGUCUCCACUUAUCUCUGUGAUUGUAUGGGUGUCCUUACUGCCGUUCACCAUCCCCACGAUGGUAAGAAAGGUUGAUUGCUGCAACAGCUGGGGCCGAGAGAAUUCCACAACUCUUGACAACAUGACGGACUCCUUCAGAGAGACCAUCUUCUUCUCUCAAAUCGUCAUCCCCUACAUCAUCCUCAUUUACUGCACGGCUCGCAUCGUCAGCCGACUGCAGAGGAAGACGAUCGGGGAGAAGGCCAAGCUGAGGAGAGCUGUGUUUGCCGUUGUGUCUGUCGCCGUAGUCUUCUCCAUCUGCUUCCUGCCGUGCACAAUAGCCCGGGCGGCGCUGCUGAUUGUGCGGGUGAAAGAAUGGACGCAAGAAGAGGAAGUAGCUGUCCAGGUGUACGAUGCACUCAUGGUUUUGUCCUAUGCUGACUGCUUGCUGGACCCACUGGUUUACUGCUUCUACAACUCAGGGUUUAAAGUUGCUUACAUCUCCACUUUCUGCCCAUCGUUUCUAAAGCAGAGACUGCUGGACUCUGUCACUGGCCCAUCAACCGCUACAGCUACAACAACAACAACUCUAACAUCAGGAGCUCAAAGUAUUUAUUUAAAACGUUGAAAAAAAUGAUUAUUAGUCAACCUUUCUUAAGCUUCACUGGUUGUAUAUGUCAUAAAAAGUUGGCAACCGCUGUUCCAUACAGGUGUUUACUGAAGAGCAAAGCUUUAAACAUAAGGCAACAAGUACGGACCACAAUCCACAGAAACCCAGAUGUAUCUUCAGUGAAAAUUGUUUUAAGUUUAUGUUUGAGGAAAGCAACCUGAGAAUUUCAGGAAAGUAACUGCAAGUAAUUUCUGCAAGUUUCUGGUUACUUAAGUAAACUGUG
This is a messenger RNA of Fundulus heteroclitus (mummichog), 1520 nucleotides long. RefSeq names its product hydroxycarboxylic acid receptor 2-like. NCBI's taxonomy places the organism in Eukaryota, Metazoa, Chordata, Actinopteri, Cyprinodontiformes, Fundulidae. Gene Ontology annotation, molecular function: G protein-coupled receptor activity. Gene Ontology annotation, biological process: G protein-coupled receptor signaling pathway. Gene Ontology annotation, cellular component: membrane. The record is from RefSeq and is a predicted model, not a curated record. The transcript has 3 exons. The coding region runs from base 251 to 1255 and encodes 334 amino acids.